AUGAAAAUUAGAGAAAAAUCCAGGAGCUUCAAAUAUCUCUCCAAGCUCAGUGGACUCUCCGUCGUCACCGCCAAGCCCAAGGACGUUCCUUCUUCUCCGGCAGGCUCCACGUCGCCGGAAAUGGAUCCCGGCAUCUGGAGCCGACUUCCACCGGAACUUCUUGAUCACGUACUCUCUUUUCUCCCUCUCAGAACCUGUUUUAACCUAAGAUCGACUUGUAAGCAUUUUGAUUCUCUCUUGUAUUCUCCUUCUUUCGUCUCUAAGCAUUCUGAUUCCUCUUUCUCCUCCUUCCUCUUGCUGGCGCAUCCGCAAUGUUUUCGUCAGUUACCUCUGUACGAUUCUGCUCUCGGAACUUGGCGGAGCUUGCCGCUCUCUGUUUCCGUUUCGCUUCCUUCUGGCAUUCCUUCUACUGCUCUUGUUUCUACUGCCAACGGCCUCGUUUGCUUCUCUCUUCGAAAUUCUUGCUCCUUCGUUGUUUGCAAUCUCUUGACCAAAUCCUCCAGACUGAUCGAAUUCCCGUAUCAUCCAUUCGCAUUCGAGUUGCUGACGUUGGUUUCCGUGCCCCUAGGGUACAAAAUUUUCACACUCUUCUCCGGCUCGUCUCCUGUUUCCGCUUUGGUCUUCGAUUCCAGGGAUCAUUCUUGGCGAAGAUUCGACAAUUUCGCGCCGAUUCACGGGGAUAAUCAUCGCCAAGAAGCUGCUUGCUAUAAUGCCCGUUUGUAUUUUGUUACGCCAGAACCAUUUUCUAUUGUUACCUUCGAUUUGGAAAAUGGCGAGUGGGAGGAAACCGAUAUCGUAAUGCCCGAGGAUCUUACGUUUGUUAGAUUAGUGAGCGAUGGAGAUAGGAAAUUGUAUAUGAUCGGUGGAAUUGGUAGGAAUGGGAUUUCAAGGAGCUUGAAGCUAUGGGAGUUUUCAGAACAGAGAAAUUGGGUGGAAAUUGAAAAUGUGCCGCAGAUGAUUUGUAAGAAGUUCAUGUCGAUUUGUUACCACAAUUACAAGCACGUUUAUUGCUUUUGGCAUCAGGGAACCAUCUGUCUUUGUUGCCACACUUGGCCGGAGAUUUUGUAUUACAAAUUGAGCAGGAGAACAUGGCAUUGGCUUCCCAAAUGCCCUUCUCUACCGGAAAGAUGGAGCUGUGGUUUCAGAUGGUUCUCAUUUGUGCCUGAAUUGUACGCAUCUGCCUGACUUGUUUCCCCUCUGAUUCAGAAAUAUUUUGACUUGGGAGCUGGGAGUUCAAUUUGUGGUAUUCAGAGUCAAAAGGUCAAUCACAUGUUUGCAGCCUUGUACAUAACCAAUGAACUACAAACCAAAAGAUUGUAAACAUUGAUGGAGGAGGCAAUAGAAGCGACAGAAAGACUAGAAGUCAAUCGAGGUGAUGUUAUCAGCUAAUUUCUAGUUCUUUGCUUUUGGUAAUUUGAGCCAGUGAUGGGUUAAUUGGAAAAUCUCUUACAUAUAAUCAAGAUGUUUAUACUAUGACGUGCAAAUAUGGAGAAGUUUAUGCUCUCAAAUAUAAUUAAAAGAAAUUAUGUAUUUGUGUUAUGAACAUUUAUGGA
Cucurbita pepo subsp. pepo (vegetable marrow) is the source of this 1553-nucleotide messenger RNA. NCBI's taxonomy places the organism in Eukaryota, Viridiplantae, Streptophyta, Magnoliopsida, Cucurbitales, Cucurbitaceae. The record is from RefSeq and is a predicted model, not a curated record.